AUGUUAGCCCGCCGCAGAACCAUCGUUGCGGCUUUUCUCACCACCUUCUGCCUCUUUAGCGCAUAUUAUGUCUGGCAUAAGGAGCCUUCGAAUCUGGUUGCUUCCUUGCAAGAUACGCAAUCUCACCUCUGGCAGCAUUUACAUCCCGCAUUAGAGAAAUAUGCACCCGACUGUCCUGAACCGACCCAGAACGGCAGCCCAGGCCUCCCACGAUUCGACGCAAUACAUGAGACCCCUCGUCGAAGCCUCCUCACUAAUGUAGAUGAACUCUUACAGCCCAUGCAAGCUGCUCACGAUGGCUUUGUUCAGGCUACCCGCAACUUGAACGUUGGGAAUGCUUUUGUUCCGGGAACAGUAGGCAUAGUGUCAUCGGCCGGAGGCUCAUAUUUGCCUACUUUUGUGGUGUCUCUUUCGUUGCUGCGUCGGACUGGAUCGAUGUUACCAGUAGGACUCUUCAUGAAGGAUCAAACGGAGUAUGAAGUACAUAUUUGCGAGACCGAGAGCAUCCCACCGAUAGAGGGGUUCCAGAUCAAGUCUUUCGCCGUACUGUUUUCUUCAUUUGAGAAGCUUAUAUGGCUAGAUGCGGACUGCGUCCAUCUCCAUGGCCCAACAGUGCUACUCGAAUCUGAACCUUUCACAUCUUCCGGCCUGGUCACCUGGCCAGACUUCUGGGCCAAUACAGCCGCCCCAGUAUAUUUCAACAUUUCCCGUCAGCCUGAACCAUCUUCCACAACACGACAAGCCACCGAAGCCGGGAUAAUGCUUGUUUCCAAACUAACGCAUUUUCCUAGUUUACUCCUCGCCGCGUAUUAUAAUUCCUACGGACCGAACUGCUAUUACUCUCUACUCAGUCAGGGCGCACCCGGCGCAGGCGACAAAGAAACCUUACUUCACGCCGCGACUGCCCUCAAUCAAAGCUUCUAUGCCGUUAGUGAGACUGUUGUGGAUAUCGGAAAUGUUACUCCCUGGGAUUCGCAGGUCGCAAUUAAUGCAGGAUACGUCCAAGCGGAUCCGAUUCAGGACUACAAUCUGACGAGCCAAGGGAAAUGGCGAGUCCGGGAUCCUUCCGUUGCGAAGCCACCUGGUGUCUUCUUUAUUCAUGCCGGUGCUCCGAAAUUUGACCCGGGAAAGGAAUUACUGUGGGAGAAGCUGCGUGGGUUUGAUGGAAAUCCUACGAGAUUGUGGACUUAUCCACCCGAGGCUAUGAGGCGGCUGGGGUAUGAUGCUGAGCAGAGAUUCUGGGAGGAGACUAUGUCUGUAACAUGCACUAUGGAGUCGGCUUUUGAGACCUGGAAGUCUAAAAGUGAACUUUGUGAUGGUGUCCGGAUGCACUGGAAAGCUGUUUUCGAAAAUCCGGAUAUCGUAAUGCCGACAUUUACUGAUGACUGA
Messenger RNA from Aspergillus caelatus, 1389 nucleotides. Its product is annotated as mannosyltransferase putative-domain-containing protein. Bases 1 to 1389 code for a protein of 462 amino acids. Gene Ontology annotation, molecular function: alpha-1,2-mannosyltransferase activity. Gene Ontology annotation, biological process: mannan biosynthetic process. The transcript has 2 exons. Lineage: Eukaryota; Fungi; Ascomycota; Eurotiomycetes; Eurotiales; Aspergillaceae. The record is from RefSeq and is a predicted model, not a curated record. Gene Ontology annotation, cellular component: Golgi apparatus.